This is a messenger RNA of Hippocampus comes (tiger tail seahorse), 1845 nucleotides long. RefSeq names its product phosphatidylinositol-4-phosphate 5-kinase-like 1 (gene pip5kl1). Lineage: Eukaryota; Metazoa; Chordata; Actinopteri; Syngnathiformes; Syngnathidae. Gene Ontology annotation, biological process: phosphatidylinositol phosphate biosynthetic process. Gene Ontology annotation, cellular component: plasma membrane. The record is from RefSeq and is a predicted model, not a curated record. Bases 407 to 1768 code for a protein of 453 amino acids. The transcript is spliced from 9 exons. Gene Ontology annotation, molecular function: 1-phosphatidylinositol-4-phosphate 5-kinase activity.
GAAUUUGAAUUGUCACUUCCUGUCUAGCGCUUCCUGUUUAGCGCGGUUCGCAAAAAGGUAACUUGACGUCUUAAGUACGGCCAGAGUUUAGACUACCCGCUAGUAUGGUGUGGAGGGUAUGGUGUGAAGUAAUGUCAAGUAAUUUAUGUGCAAAUGAGUGGAUGUCGAGAAGGAUAACAAGGCCAUACGGCAAUCAGUGUGGAACUGUAGCGACUAGGGAUCUGAUCCUUUUUGUGACGGUCGCCAUAGUUACCUUCUUAAAGAGUCAACGAGCACUCGGCGGUCUGCUUGUUUGUCGCUAGCCUUGAUGCUUGCUUUCUUCUUCUCGCGUUAGGUUUCUUCAACCGAGAGCAAAUCUGCCAACCUGACUAUCUUGUCUGCCACCAGUGUGCAGUUUUCACGGUUGAUGGUGUUUAUUUGUUGUAUUAUUUCUGGACGUCAGAUGCAGGGGGCGGUGGCACCUCGCGGCUCCGGCAAGCACUCCGGCGCACUCAAGAGAAAAAGAUGGGGCGGUUUGAGACGGCAGUGGGAGCUUCUGGGCUUAUUUGAAAUUGAUCAGCACCACGAGUUCUACAGCCUGACAUGCAUGAUGAAGGAGGGAUUGUUUUCAUCAAUCCAAACCACCAUUGACCGUGCAUCGACGAGUCAACUGGUCGAAGAGGAUUUCAGAGCGGAGGACACUCAGAUUCACAAGGGUUUUACAUGGGAGACAUUUGCGGGCCCGGUGUUUGCCAACCUACGGGGCUCUUUAGGCGUGACAGAGCAGGAGUAUCAGCAGUCGCUCUGCUCUGACAAGUGCUACCUUCAGUUCAUCAGCAACUCCAAAAGCAAGGCUGACUUCUUCCUCACGAAUGACAAACGCUUCUUUUUGAAGACCCAGAAUGAACGGGAAAUCCGAUUCCUUCUGGACAACCUGAAGAACUAUGUGGCACAUUUGCAGAAGUACCCCCAUUCUCUUCUGGUCAAGUUGCUCGGUGUUCACAGAAUCAAAAUUUCCUGCAGGCAAAAGAAAUACUUCAUCGUGAUGCAAAGUGUGUUUUAUCCAGAUGAUCGAAUAAGUGCCAGGUACGAUAUUAAAGGUUGUGAAGUGAGUCGCUGGACGGAUCCUUCACCAGAUGGAUGCCAGAUUAUUGUGGUCCUCAAAGACCUCAAUUUCGAAGGCCAGUACAUCACUCUCGAGCGGCAGCGUUACUGGCUCCUGCGACAAAUGGAGAUCGACACCGAGUUUCUCCGAAGCCUCAACGUGUUGGAUUACAGCCUUCUGCUCGCCCACCAACCUUUACAGCACGACGAACGUCACCACGCGCUCUCCUUCGCUUCGCUCAUCGUGCGAACGAAACGAUCGGUGAAUCCAAGCACCAGCCCCGUCGCCCACGACAUGCCUUGUGUUCCCGGAGCUGUCCCAGAGGACGACGCCACUUGCAUUUCGUCCGAAAUUGAGAGCGACCCUUCGAAGCGAGCACAAGCAGGAGACGGCCAAGGCGGAGAAGCGCAUCGCCUUGCCGCCGGGGAAACCGAAGGACUCUCCGACUCGGAGGUCCAGAACAGACGUUUACUGCUCAACUUAAAAAACGCUCUGCAUGUCAUCGAUGGACCCGAGCAACGCUACUUCAUUGGCAUCAUUGACAUUUUUACAGUUUACAGUUUGAAGAAGAGACUGGAAUAUUGGUGGAAGAGACUGAGGCAUCCCGGCCGCACGUUCUCCACAGUCAGUCCGCAGAUUUAUUGCACUCGGCUUUGUCAGUGGGUGCUGGAGCAUACCAAGUAGGUGGCCGAUGUCUCCAAAUCUGUCUCGACGACUCAUGUGGGAGCAAUUAAAGCAACUCGGUGCACUCGCAACUCACA